CCACUUUAUCGCAAGUUGUAAAUCGUUAUUUGGGUCAUUUGGGAGAAAAUAAAAAAUCUUCUAUCUUUAUCUAUCUCAUGUUAAAUUUUACGAUUUACGUCUUACGAUUAUUCACUGUGAGCUGACCUUAACCAUAAAAACAUAACCAAACAUUAAAUUUCUUCAUCAAGGAUAAUUCUUGAGGAAAAAUAAAAAUGUGGAGUGGGAAGGAAAUUUAUGGAGCUGCUGAAAGAAAUAAGGAGCCAAUAUUGUCAGUGUUACGAAAUUACAUUAAAAAAGAAGUGGCUCAAGUAUUUUUGGAAAUCGCUUCUGGUUCAGGUCAGCACGUCGCUUAUUUUGCUCCCAAUUUUCCUCAAGUAACUUUCUAUCCAUCUGAGAAUGGUGAUCCUAAAUUAAUGAAAAGUAUUUCCCUACACACUGCUGAUAUGACUAAUGUUAAACCUCCAAUUAAUAUUGACAUUGCCACUAAUUAUAAAUCUUGGAAUAAUGGAUUAUUUAAGGAAAAUACCUUAGAUUACAUGUACACUUCAAAUUUAACGCAUGUUUCCCCAUUUAAAUGUACAAUUAGUUUAUUUGAAAAUGCAGGAAAAUUAUUAAAGUCCGAAGGACUUUUAUUAAUGUAUGGCCCUUUUGCUGUUGAUGGUAAUCUUUCACCAGAAAGUAAUAUUAAUUUUGACAAAAAUCUUAGAGCUCAAAAUUCCGAAUUGGGAAUACGUGAUGUACGAGAUUUACGUGAAUUAGCUGAUAAAAAUGGCAUAAAACUUCUCAAGAUGGAGGAUAUGCCAGCUAAUAAUAAAACUCUAAUAUGGAAAAAGUCAUCUCAGUAAAUGUUUUUUUUUCUUUUAAACAAAAUUUAUUACCAUUUAAUGGAAUAAAUUUAUUAUAUUCUUUGUUAGUCCUUAUCAUUUUCAUGUUUUUUAUCUUGUUUCAAAAUAAACAAGUUGUAAAAAUA
Leptopilina boulardi is the source of this 952-nucleotide messenger RNA. RefSeq names its product methyltransferase-like 26. The transcript has 3 exons. Bases 195 to 827 code for a protein of 210 amino acids. The record is from RefSeq and is a predicted model, not a curated record. NCBI's taxonomy places the organism in Eukaryota, Metazoa, Arthropoda, Insecta, Hymenoptera, Figitidae.